AUGAACACUUUCAAGGUUUCCGCAAUCCUCCUCGCUCUUAUUGCUGCAGCAUCGGCAAAGUCCAUAGUCGUUCGCCAAGCCGGCGAUAACGCCUACGGGGAUGAACCAGCUGUCGCUACAUCCGCUCCAUACGGAGGUGAGGCUGCUGAAGAAACUACUAUCAUUCCCACCGAAGAGGAACCACAGCCCGUUGAAAACGAGAACGCUCCAGCCGAAGGAGGAGUGGUCGACUCCGGAUAUCGGUCAAAGAGAGAAGCUGGAGACAACUCGUACGGUGACGAGCCAGCUCCAGUUACUCCCGCUUACGAGGAAGCUGAAGUGACCACAUUCGAACCUGCUCCAGAGGAGGAAGCGGCGUCGGUGCCAAGCGAGCCCGUAGCUUCAGAGCCUGCCGUUGAGGAGUCAGGAUACCGAGCUUAA
Molecule: messenger RNA, 420 nt
Organism: Necator americanus (New World hookworm)
Lineage: Eukaryota; Metazoa; Nematoda; Chromadorea; Rhabditida; Ancylostomatidae
Exons: 2
Coding region: 1-420 (139 amino acids)
Source: RefSeq, a predicted model, not a curated record